AUGUCAAAUCAAAGAUUUGUCUUCAUAGCUGGAUUGAUUGGUUUAAUCCUACAAUUAUCAUUGGGUCAAUUGCCAUGUCCUGUCGAAGAAGAUCCAGUACAAUUAGCUGAAUGUGCACAACUUGAUGUUCAAGCUAUCAUUCAAGCAGCUAAAGGAAAUUUAAAAUUAUUUUGUAAUUUAGCUGAAAGAUAUAUGGAAUGUUUUAAAACCAAAACUCGAAAUUGCAUUGGUGGAUGGGCAGCUGAAGGUGGUUUUACUGAAUUACAAAAUUUAGCUCAAUGGUGUUGUGUCAAUCCAGGUUCUCCCGAACCUGAUGAAUGUCCACUUCGUCGUAAUCCUAAAUGUUUUUCGGGUGAUGAUUUUGUUUCAAUGGCCAAUGGUGAAAAAAAACUUUUACGUGAACUUCGACCAGGUGAUCGUGUAUUGGUAAUGAAUUCACAAAAACAAAUUGAAGAAGAUGAUGUUAUUAUAAUGCUUGAUAGUCAACCUAAUCGGCCAGCUUUAUUCUAUUCAAUUGAAACUGAGACUGGUCAUCGUUUAAGUUUAACAGGAAAUCAUUUUAUUGCUGUUAAUCAUAAUGAUAAUUUUCUUCCUGCAAAUCAAAUAAAAGCAUAUGAUACAGUUUUUAUUCAUUCACAAGGUAAACUUCAAUCAGUAAAAGUUCGAAAUGUUAGUGAAGAAUAUAAAGUUGGAUAUUUUACACCAAUGACUAGUCAAGGAACAUUAAUUGUAAAUGAUAUGGCUGCUUCAUGUUAUUCAAGUGUCGUUAGUCAUAAUUUAGCACAUCAAAUGUUAGCACCACUUCGUUGGUGGUAUCGUUUUGCAAAACUUUUUGCUGUAGAACAACCAUUUGAAUAUGUACCUAAUGGAGGUAUACAUUGGUUACCAAAAGCAAUGUUACAAAUGACAGAAAAAUAUUUACCAAACGUAUUAACAACAGAAGUUUUUUAA
Molecule: messenger RNA, 951 nt
Organism: Rotaria sp. Silwood2
Lineage: Eukaryota; Metazoa; Rotifera; Eurotatoria; Philodinida; Philodinidae
Source: the annotation of a GenBank genome assembly